AGCUAAUUUAUAAUAAUUUUAGAGCAAUUCUCAAUAUCAUACCAGAUCUUCUCAUCAAAGAUAACAACAAUGAUGGUGUGUGCUGGGCAACAGAAUACUUCUGGCUACUUUCUAGCUCUGUUAAUAACACCAUUGCUUCUGAUAAAUGGUGAAAUGACUUCUGAUUAUCCAUCAAGUGUGGAGGCUCCAAUUUUUUGGAUUAACAACAACUCAGACCCUAAAUGGGACUCAGAAGAGUUGACUCUGCAACCUAUCUUCGUCAAUGAGCCCUUCGUUUGUGGCUUCCACUGCAAAGUUGAAGAAAACAACACCUGCCUCUUUGCUAUCUCCAUCUUCAUUUCUAAUGGCUCAUAUCCAUAUAAUCCAAUUUCAAGAAUGAUAUGGUCCGCUAAUCGAAACAAUCCGGUUGGACGUGGGGCGAAAUUGCAACUUUCCCAACAAGGGGAUCUAGCACUGCGAGAUGUUGAUAGCACUUUGGUUUGGUCUCCUAAAACAGCUGGUAUGUCUGUUUUGGAAUUGAUGUUAAAUAAUUCUGGUAACCUUAUGCUGUUUGAUAGAAAUAAGGAGAUGGUUUGGCAGUCUUUUGAUCAUCCGACUGACUCUUUGGUGCCAAGACAGAGGCUAGUUUCUGGGCAAAAAUUGGUGGCAAAUAUGUCAGUCACAAAUUGGAGUGAGGGUUUAUAUUCAUUUUCAAUUGAUGAUAAUGGUUCUUUUGUUGCUUAUAUGGAAUCAGAUGCCACCCUGCUUUAUUACCAAUCCCCUGGUUCAAAUUUAAGAAGCGCAACGGGCCAGUUUUAUGCUGAAUAUCACUCUUGUCGUUUUGGUACUUUGAGCUUGCCGGAAGUUAGAAUUGGGUCUUCAUCUUUUAGUUUUAUACAAUUAGACCAUGAUGGGCACUUGAGCAAGUUCUGGGGGACAGAAACAGGUUGGGAGAAAGCCUAUGAUUUGUUUAAGAAGAGACUUGAUUCAUGUAGUUACCCAUUGGUGUGCGGAGAAUAUGGAAUCUGUUCACCGGAAGGAUCCUGCAGCUGCCCAGAAGCAGAUCAAAACAGAGGUACAUAUACGUAUUUCAGGCAGAUAAAUUCUUCACAGCACAAUUUUGCGUGUUCUCCAUAUAAUCCAAUAUCUUGUAAGUCUCCUAACCAGAGUCUUCUUGAAGUCAAGGACGUUGAUUUUGCUCUUCCUGAUUUUGGGCGAGGUAAUUAUCACAAAGCAGACAUAGAGAGCUGCAAGCAAGGCUGUUUAAAGAACUGUUCUUGCAAAUCUCAAGCUUUGUCGUUCAAGAAAGUGGAUGCAUCUUCCAAUCAAUCUCUAUUUUUAAAGGUGCAGAAUUCUUCAGCUCCACAGAUUCCUCCACCGCCAGUUUCACCUAAAAAAGGGGGAAGACAGAAUAUGGGAGUUAUAAUUGGAUCCACUGUUGGAGCCUUUUUUAUUGUGCUUCUUGUUAUUUGCUUUCUCUCUUUCCUAGAAAGUAAAAAGGAUGCAAAGGAUGUUGAGGAGGAUUAUCUGGGCCACAUAUCAGGAGCACCCUCAAGAUUCUCUUAUGAAGAAUUAAAGGUUGCGACUGACAACUUUAGCAACAAGCUUGGCGAGGGAGGAUUUGGUUGUGUUUUUCAAGGAACAUUACCUGGUGGUGCUCAAAUUGCAGUGAAAUGCCUUGAUGGUUUUGGUCCUGUAAGGAAGUCAUUUAUAGCUGAGGUUGAGACCAUAGGAAGCACUCACCAUUUCAAUUUGGUACGACUAGUUGGGUUUUGUGCUGAGAAAUCCCGUAUGCUUUUGGUUUAUGAGUACAUGUGUAACGGGUCAUUGGAUCAAUGGAUUUUCUACAGAGACAAAGCACUUGUUCUUGGUUGGCAAUGUAGAAGGAAGAUCAUUCUAGACAUAGCCAAGGGACUAGCAUAUCUCCACGAAGGAUGCAGGCAGAAAAUAAUUCACUUGGAUAUCAAACCCCAAAACAUCCUCUUGGAUGAAAAUUUCAAUGCCAAGGUUUCUGAUUUUGGGUUGUCUAAGCUAAUGGGGAGAGAGCAAAGCCAAAUUGUGACAACAAUAAGGGGUACACCGGGUUAUAUGGCCCCAGAAUGGUUGAACUCAAUAAUCACAGAAAAAGUAGAUAUAUACAGCUUUGGCAUUGUGGUUCUGGAAAUUUUAUGUGGCAGAAAAAAUGUUGAUCGAUCCCUGCCAGAAGAGGAUACCCAUUUGAUAAGUCUUUUUAAGAGAAAGGUUGAGGAUGGUCAACUUCUGGAUCUAGUGGAUAAGUGCAACGAGGAGAUGCAAUCAAAUGCAGCAGAGGUUGUGGAGAUGAUGAAAGUUGCGGCAUGGUGUUUGCAAGGUGAAUAUGCUAGCAGGCCUUCCAUGUCCAUCGUGGUGAAGUUCUUAGAGGGCAAAAUGGAUGAUGAAAAUGAAUAUGAUUUCUCAAAGCCACCAGCACCGGCUGAGGUGGAAACUCUCGGAUACCAAACUGAUACAGCUGCAGUGAUUCCAUCUGUUUUAUCUGGUCCAAGGUGAUGAUAUGGGAGAGAGGACAUAGAGAUGUACUACAACGGUAAUACUUCAUUUCUUCUUAUGAUUGCACUUCCUUUAUCUUACGAUUUUGCUUCUGUUUCUAGUCAUUAUAUCUUUCCAUUUUUCUUCUGGUGCACUUCUCUGUUUGCUUUUGAAUUCAUUGAUUGGUUUCUUAUAUCUAACUGUCCAAUCAGCUUACCUUCUUUUCUCUACAGAGUUUCUUACAAUGACCCAAUGAAUUACUUUUAACUUG
Messenger RNA from Rubroshorea leprosula, 2755 nucleotides. NCBI's taxonomy places the organism in Eukaryota, Viridiplantae, Streptophyta, Magnoliopsida, Malvales, Dipterocarpaceae. The record is from the annotation of a GenBank genome assembly.